Molecule: messenger RNA, 2673 nt
Organism: Eublepharis macularius
Lineage: Eukaryota; Metazoa; Chordata; Lepidosauria; Squamata; Eublepharidae
Product: zinc finger protein 391-like
Exons: 7
Coding region: 285-2072 (595 amino acids)
Biological process (GO): regulation of transcription by RNA polymerase II
Molecular function (GO): RNA polymerase II cis-regulatory region sequence-specific DNA binding; DNA-binding transcription factor activity, RNA polymerase II-specific
Source: RefSeq, a predicted model, not a curated record
CGGACGGCCGAGCCUCUAGCAAAGAGCUCGGAAGGGCUGGCAGGAGGUUCUCCAGGCGGGAAAAACGGCUCCCCGCGGCCCCGAACCUCCCCUGCUCCUUUUUUUCCAAACAUUUAUGCCGUCAGGAGAGAGAAUCUGGACCUGUCUGGGCAAGGCCUCUGAGGAAGGACUCAACUCGUGAGGGAAGGGCCGGUCCUUGAAGAAGCUAGAUGGUAAAGAUUUGUGAAGGACUUAGGAGCCCUCAGAAAGGACUUGGCAGCUGAGCAAGAAGCUCUGGGGUCAAGAUGGGAAAUCAAAGCUUGCCUGGGCCAGAAGCAGAAAAUGGCCCUGAGGCCAUCCCAGCUGGGAGCAGAGAGGAAUUCUGGGAAAGACCUGUGGGAAAGAUCCUGGCUGAUGGCAGCACCAGCUCAGAUGUCCGUUGCCUGCACUUCAGGCAGUUCCGCUACCAGGAGGCCGAGGGGCCCCGAGAGACAUGCAGCCGACUCCACCAUCUUUGCCAGCUGUGGCUGAAACCAGAAAGGCACAGCAAGAAGGAGAUGCUGGACCUGGUGCUCCUGGAGCAGUUCCUGGCCGUCCUGCCCCCAGAGAUGGAGAGUUGGGUCAGGGAAUGUGGGCCGGAGACCAGUUCCCAGGCGGUGGCCCUGGCCGAAGGCUUCCUCCUGAGCCAGACAGAGGAUGCAAAGCAAGGAGGACAGGACCCAUCUAGAGGGGCUGAUGCUUUUCCUGGAGCAGAGAAGGCGCCAUCCGAUAUAAGGCAGAGGCCGUUCUCCUGGGGAACCAAAUGGGACAACGAUGGAAGUGCCAACUUGCUGGGCAGUGGAGGGACACUGGUAGGUCGUUCUGGACCUUCGAGCCUUUGUGGUGGACUGGAAGCUGCCUCCGAGCCACCGGAUCAGGGUCAGGUGACACUAGAGGAGGUGUCCGUCUCUUUCACCCCGGAGGAGUGGGCUCUGCUGGAUCCGGGCCAAAGGGCUCUGCACUGGGAGGUCAUGGUGGAAAACUACGGGAAUCUGGCCGAUCUUGGUGCAGUGUGGGAGUCAGCAACUGAAUAUCCAGUGAUAGAAAGAGAAUGCCUAUAUUCAGAUGAGGAGGAGAACAUUGAAUAUUGUGAUGUAUUGAGGACGGAGGAGGAGGAGGAGGAAAAAACUCUUAAUGGGAGGGAAAAUCCUGAUACUUUACAAGAUGAAAGUUCUCAAGAAAUUUUGGCCCUUCAAAAACUAUACAAAAAAGACUAUAGGAAUGAGAGCACUGGAAGUGGGGGGAAAGUAUCUGAUAUUAAUAUGCAAUUGAACACCCAUAACACAUGGAAAAUAUUUAAAUGCCUGGAGUGUGGGAAAGCCUUUGGGAGGAAAGAUACUCUAGUUUCCCACCAAAGAAUUCACACAGGGCAGAAAUCAUAUAAAUGCCUGGAGUGUGGGAAAGCCUUUGUGCGGAAAGAUAAUCUAGCUUCCCACCAAAGAAUUCACACAGGGGAGAAACCAUACAAAUGCCUGGAUUGUGGGAAAAGCUUCACUGAGAAUAGAAGCGUUAAUUCCCAUCAAAGAAGUCACAUAGGGGAUAAACCAUAUAAAUGCCUGGAUUGUGGGGAAAACUUGACUGGGAAAGGAAGUCUUAAUUCCCAUCAAAUAAUUCACACAGGAGAGAAACCGUACAAAUGCCCAGAGUGUGGGAAAGCCUUUGGGGGGAAACAUAAUCUAGUUAUCCACCAAAGAAUUCACACAGGGGAGAAACCCUAUACAUGCGGGGAGUGUGGGAAAAGCUUCACUGGGAGUACAAGUCUUAAUUGUCAUCAAAGAAUUCACACAGGGGAGAAACCAUAUGUAUGCCUGGAGUGUGGGAAAGCCUUUGGGCGGAAAGAUAACCUAGUUUCCCACCAAAGAAUUCACACAGGGGAGAAACCAUUUAAAUGUCUGGAUUGUGGGAAAACCUUUGCUCGGAGAGGAAAUCUUAAUUCCCAUCAAAAAGUUCACAGAGUUGAGAAACCAUAUAAAUGCCAUGAGUGUGGGAAAAGCUUCAGUGAGAGUGGAAAACUUACUGUCCAUCAAAGAAGCCACACAAGAGAAACCGUGUAAAUUCCUGGAAUGUGGAAACCCUUUUGGGUAGAAAGGAAUUCUAACUUCUCACAAAAGAAUUCAUUUAGAGGGAGAAACCGUGUAAAUGCCUGGAGUGUUGAAAAAACGUCUUUUGGAGUGAACACCUAACUUGCCAUCAGGGGAGAUGGAGAUGGCGGAAAAGCUGUAGCAAAAUAAGAGUUAAUCUGAAUCCAUAUGAGUCCGCAGACUCAAUUAUCCUUGUUUAUAGGAUUUCUUAGGAGUUGGGGGGGGGCAUCUUGUCCCCUUGCCUAAAACUGAGGGGGGGGGGGAUGGGAAACGAGCUAUAUGUAGAAAUGGCCUCCACUCCUCUACCUCUCCCCUCCCAGGUUGUUGGCUCUCUUCUUUGACUAAGAAAAUGAUCCCAAGGUGUCAGUUGGGGUGAGUCAAGAGCUCUCUUUCAGGCUCUGCCUUCUUUUUAUUCUCAUGCAGCUGUCCUCAGGUAUACAAAAAAACCUUACAGUUGGUAUUACACUUAUUGUUACAUAGUACGGUGUUAAGUGCAGGAAUGUAUGUUUGUAAUCCCACUUGAUUGAAUUAUUGAAUGAAUACAUUGUUUUAAAUUGUGUCAUCCACCACGAGC